UGUAUUAUCGACAGGCUACAGUUAUCGACAGUUUAUUAUAAUUGAUCUUAUAUUUUUAUUUAAAUGACGUCAUCAGUUAUUAAUGACAUCAUUUUUCCAACAACAUAUACAACAGCGUUCUUUUUGUUGUCAACAAAAAUCCGUGCGCCAUAUUUUUUGAAGCCAAUCGAAGUUUUUUGCAAGUACUCCGUUUGUUUGUUUACAGAAAUAGAAACUCUUACGUCACAAGGUAAGGACACCGGUAUCAUAAAUUUUGUUACUUGUGAAAUUUGCAAUGCUUUUCUUGCGGUUAGUGUACACUUAAUUUAACGGAAAGAUGUAUAUAUGAAGGUUGCAUACCACUAAAUAUAACACAAUAUAGUUACGAGUCCCAUACCGGGGGUGUCGAUAACUGUAUCCGAAAAUAAUUAAUGGGUACAGUUAUCGACACUUUUAUAAAUCAUGUUAAUUAAUUCCAUUAAUAUGUUUUUAAGUUGCUGCUAAAUGUAAAAAAGUGUCUAGCAAGUAAAUCUAAUUUCAAAAAUACCUUUUUCAGAUGUCAUCACAACACAACAAAAGAGUGAAAUAUUCCCCCUCCAAAAUGAGGGCUGCCAUUGAGAUGGUGCGUUGCAAUGGCAUGGCAAAAGCCAAAGCAGCAAAAUUGUUUGGUGUGCCCCGCACAACCCUUAUUGACAAAUUAGCAGGUCGUGUACCUGAAGAGGCCACUAGACCUGGACCACCUUCAGUGUUGAGUCCAGCAGAAGAAAAAACGUUGGUCAGAUACGCGGACUUAAUGGCACAAAUUGGAUACCCUUUAACAAGGAAAGAACUAGUAUAUGAGACCAAGAGAAACCUGGACAUUGAUGGCAGGAAGACAGUGUUCAAGGAUAACCUUCCUGGGAAAGGGUGGUUCAAGGCAUUUAGGCAAAGAAAUCCUGAACUAGUAGAGAGAACACCCGCUGCCUUAGGAAAUCAAAGAGCUGCCAUAUCACUUUCAAUGAUACAGGGUUGGUAUGAUGGGCUCUUUCGCUUCCUACAAGAAGAGGUUCCUAACUACCAAGCCAUGAUCAGUGACCCCAGGAGAGUGUUUAAUGCAGAUGAGUCUGGAUUUCCGAUCUGUGUGAAAUCAACCAAAGUCCUGGCUCCAGUUGGUUCUAAACAUGUUUAUCAAGUUUUACCGGGAGAUAAAACCCAGAUAACUGUAUUAGCGUGUUUAAAUGCCUUUGGAGACUAUAUGUCUCCCCUCAUUAUAUAUCCAGGUCAGAGGUUCCGUGAUACAGUUCUGUCUGGGUUUGAGGAGGCCAUCUUUGGUAUUACUAAAAAUGGCUGGAUGGAUUCCGAGUUAUUUAUUGCUUUUUUAGAGCAUUUUAAUACAUUUUUGACAGAAAAGAAAAUUAACCGCCCUGUAAUUUUGUUUGUCGAUGGGCACAGCACCCAUAUGUCUCUGCCUGCAGCAAACUUCUGUUCUGAGAACAAUAUAAUUCUCUAUUGCUUGUUGCAAAAUGCCACCCAUGUGCUGCAGGCAUGUGACAUUGGGUUAUUUAGUCCAAUGAAGUCUAAGUGGAAAGAAAUGGUAAAAAAAUGGCAAAUGGAGCACCUUGGUGAACCAUUUACCAAAUCACAUUUUCCAGAGGUUUUCAAGUCCACUUGGAACAGUGUGGCUAACCUUACAAAUAGUGUUAGUGCCUUCAAAAGGUCAGGUCUCUUUCCUUUGACCCCAGAUGGCAUUGAUCAGUCAAAGCUUGGGCCAUCUAAA
Messenger RNA from Ruditapes philippinarum (Manila clam), 1735 nucleotides. RefSeq lists its product as uncharacterized. Gene Ontology annotation, cellular component: nucleus. The annotation marks the transcript as partial. The transcript is spliced from 3 exons. The record is from RefSeq and is a predicted model, not a curated record. Gene Ontology annotation, molecular function: DNA binding. Lineage: Eukaryota; Metazoa; Mollusca; Bivalvia; Venerida; Veneridae.